AUGUCACAUGCACGUGACUCGUGCAAUAUGGCGUCUACUGAGGAAAGGGCUUUCAAGCUCGAUGUCAACAUUACCAAAUCAGAGGAUUCUUCGCCAGUGUUUUUCAAAGUCGAUGGCGAGAGAUUUAAGGAGGUUCAGACCCUGAAGUUACAAGUUGAUACAAAGUACAGACUGUCCUUCGAGUUUCGGCCAGCAAUGGAAGUCAGGUAAGUAUUUAUUUAUUUAUUUAUUUAUUUACCAAAUAAGUCUUCACUCUUAACAGAGUAUUUCAGACUGGUUUAAACAAUAAAGAUUACAACAAUGAAUAAUACAACAUCUUAAAAUCACUAAUCAAUAUGUAAGAUUACACAGGGAUUGCCUAAAUGAACAUGGCGAUUUCUAGUGGGAGAUUGUUCCACUGUCCAAUUGUCGUCCUAGCCAGGGUAAAAAGAAUUCUUGUAAUAAUCACAUGUGCAACGUGGCUGCUCAAAUAGAUGGCUGAGAGACGAGAUCCUGGUGUGCAUUCUGCUCUCAUGUUCUUCUGAAGCUUGUCGCAUUCGUAAGUGGCUAAUUUAUUUCUCUGUUUGUACAGCAUACGUACAGAGACGUACGUCAGAUCGCCUGAGCUCCAGAGAUUUCCGUUUGAGAGAUAGCAUAUCAGUGACACUGUCUUAUCUGUCGUAGCGCCUGAGUACCCAGCGAGCUGCUCGGCGUUGAAUCAUUUCGACCUGUUGUAUGUUCUUAGCUCCGUAAGGGCCCCAGACAGUGGCACUAUUUUCAACAGUCAGUCUCACAAGUAAGAUAUUGAUAUUCGCAGUGAUAAUCCUUUCAAGUACGUUAAAAGGCUGCCACAGUUCAAACCAAUACAAUAUAUAAUUUAACUAAAUUUUUUUUUUUGCCGAAUUUGGGGAAUGCUUUUGUUUUUGUCCAGCUGCAGCAUGACCACCAUGAUUUCAGCUGAAAACCAGCCAAAUUAUUUCACAAGCUUCAGUGAUGAAUUUCACUUUGAUCGGGGCAGCGAUUCCACAACCUGGGCCCUCAGUUAUUGUCGUUAUUUGAAGAACAGUAAAAAGUCAUUGAAGAAAAAAGUCAAGUGGCAGAAUUUUGAUCAUGCCUAAAAAUUCCUGGGUUUGUUUUAUAAAAAUAUCAAGUCUUCCAUUAAUGAAAUACUAAGCUUAUCGUCUAUUUAUCUAUAAUUUCAUAAAGAUUAUCCCCAAGAGAGGCCAGUACAAAAUCCACACUCAGAUCACCUCAUUUACAUACUUACCAUACAAUAAAAACGAUUGUCUUCCCGACAUCUAAAUGAGUUGAUCCUUUUGAGUCCAAUUUUUGGUUAAGGCUUCAAGGGUCAAGGGUAACAUGAAGAGUGUCGAGGGUACUACACCCUGUAUGUCGAGGGUCGAUUUCUUAUGUUUUCUAUGUUUUUUUUUUUUCAUGCUUUUUGACCAAUUGAUCAGGAGCGCCAGACAUGCACAAAAGUUCAGUUUUUAUUAGCAAUGACUGCGAGUGUUGACAGAAGCAUUGUAAUAACAGUACUAAUCCAAAAGAAAAGAGUCCAACCUUUGGUCCAGGUAUUUAGGAAAAACACACUCUAAACACCAAAAAUAAAAUCCCUUGAAAAUUGCAAAACAUUUCAACACAGUUUAAAAUACAUACCUGUAUUAAAAUUGAUAAUUUCUCUCUACCCCAACAACCAAGUGCACAAAAAGUGGACGUGACGUCUAAGAUCGCAGAAAUAACUCAUGGACCAAUCAUUUCCGGGUUGCUGUUAUCAAACUUGCCUUGCAGCCUUGUUUUUCUUGAAAAAAUUGCGUCACUCACGCAACACCCUGCCUUACGAAAUGAGCUGCCUGUGAUUGGCUUUUUUCUUUGUUGUGAUCAAGCAAAUAAUAUUUUUUGUAUUUUCCGUGUAAUGUUAGCUUCACGACACGUGAAAAAGCUCAACCUCGACAUAAAUGACAAAUUUGUCCCACAUUUUCGCAUUAAAUUAUCAGUAGCAGAUCCAGGGGAGGUCUGGGCCCCCCUUAUUUUUAGACCAAACUGAGGCCUGAAGGGCCAAAAAAUUUUUUUGGACUCUGCCCUCCCUUUAUCUCAGGGUCAGGAUGACCUGGCCCCCUCUUAUCUGAAGGUCUGGAUCUAUCGGAUCCAUCACUCUUAAUUGUGCAGGUAAUGCAAGGUUUUUUGCAAAAGAUUUCUUUAUUCUGUUUUUUGGAAUCAAAAGUCUUUGAUUUGUCGCGUUAUUUUCUUUUUUUAUUUGCCGUGAUUAGAUAUAAUAAAACGAGGUAAAGGUCAUUUGUCUGUCAGAGGUGCACUUAUUUUUAGUGUAUUUUUAAAAACGCGAAACAAAUUUUAAAAAAAUGAACCCUCGACAGUCCCCUCGACAUAAAAACUUGACCCUUGACAUGUUCCCCUUGACCCUCGACACCCUGACCCCGUUCUACUGAUGUUCUCAGAGUGGGGGGGGGGAGGUGUAUGUUUUCGGCCAUUAGUUGAGUUUAAACAUGAAAAUAUAUAAAAUAUGAUCAUAAUUUCAUGCCCAGAAGUUAAAGCCAAUGCUUGCAAUUUGACGAUUAUAUUUGUGUAUAAAUCUAGAUCUGUACCUCUCUCAACGGCCAGUUUUUUUUUGAGUUGCAUGCACAUUUGUCUUAACGGGUCCUCAACUGCUCUACGAUGGCCACCUCCCCCCUAUCCUGGAUGUGACACAGGGUGACCCUCCCCGCACGCCUCUACCUAAGGAGUACUUUCUCGAUGUUUUCUUGCAGUGAAAUUUCCAUGGGAGGAGUAAACCUCGAACAUACGUUAAAAAUGAGCGAUGAAAGAUCUUCACAGUAUGAGUGCUUAUGGUCCACAUAUGGAAUGAAUGAGUCAAAGAGCAAAGACAGGUUUUACUCGGUGUUGUACAUCAAGUUUACUAAUGAUAAACAACUCAAUGCAAGGAUUCAGUGCAAGAUGUAUUCUCUGAAAGACAAGAACCAUGUCACUUGGGGCAGUUGCUUAAAGAACUUGCAUAUUGAUUGCAAGAUGAAGGAUGGCCAAAACUACAUUGAUGUUCAGCAAGUUUUAUUCAAGUAG
This is a messenger RNA of Porites lobata, 3051 nucleotides long. The record is from the annotation of a GenBank genome assembly. Lineage: Eukaryota; Metazoa; Cnidaria; Anthozoa; Scleractinia; Poritidae.